Molecule: messenger RNA, 2132 nt
Organism: Enhydra lutris kenyoni (northern sea otter)
Lineage: Eukaryota; Metazoa; Chordata; Mammalia; Carnivora; Mustelidae
Product: caspase 8
Exons: 9
Coding region: 581-2071 (496 amino acids)
Biological process (GO): apoptotic process; proteolysis; regulation of apoptotic process
Molecular function (GO): cysteine-type endopeptidase activity; protein binding
Source: RefSeq, a predicted model, not a curated record
ACAUUACAGUCCUUAGUUCCCCAUCACCUCUAGGACAAAGCCUGAGCCCUUGCCCCCAGAGUACGAGGCCCUUUGUAAAUGGUUCCUGGCCACGGCUUCAUCCCUUCUCCCACCACUCCCCAUCCUGGACCCUUCGUGGUUACUUUACUGAGCUCCUCCUCGUACUUGCCUGAAUUGACUUGAACAUUCUCGCCUCCCUCUUCUGCAUAAAUUAUUUCCUGCAAGAAUUGCAGGAAAUUCCCACGCCUUCCCAAAGGUGCCUUCCUUCCAGGAAACCCUUCUCCCUGGUUGAGUUAGGGUUCCUUCCUCUCUAUUCCUUCAGUGCCCUGGUCACAACUCUCUGACCGUUGGCUAAUUUGUGUAUCUACCUGCCCAAAUAGUGAGCUAGUUGAGAGCAGAAACGUGUGCUGUUUGUUUUUGUCUUCCCGGUGUCCUCAGUAAAAUGUCUGGUGAAGAGCAGAGAUAAUAACACUUCAUGAAGAAACACACCGGUGAGCGGUACUUCUCUUCCUCGUCUGAACGUAAUAUCGAUUGUAUUUUGACCCAGGCUCCCACAACCCUCUCCUGACACUUGGCCAACAUGAAUUUUAGUAAAUGCCUCUAUAAUAUUGGAGAACAGCUGGACAGUGACGAGCUGGCCUCCCUCAAAUUCCUGAGCAUGGACUACAUCCCCCAGAAGAAGCAGGAGCCCAUCAAGGAUCCCCUGAUGUUAUUCCAGAGACUCCAGGAAAAGAGACUGUUGGAGGAAAACAACCUGUCCUUCUUGAAGGAGCUGCUUUUUCGGAUCAACAGACUGGACCUGCUGGUCACCUACCUGGACACCAGCAAGCAGGAGAUGGAGCAAGAGCUUCGGAUCCCAGGCAGAGCCCAGAUCUCUGCUUACAGGUUGCACUCCUUCUGUCCUGUAAGCAAGGCUAAAGCAAAUUGUCAAUGCCAGACAAUGACCUGUACCUCUCUUGAUAGGACAAAAUACCUUGUAAUAAAGGUCAUGCUUUUUCAGAUUUCAGAAGAUGUAAGCAAAUUGGAAUUGAAGUCCUUUAAGUUUCUUUUGAGCCAGGAGAUCUCUAGAUGUAAACUGCACGAUGAUUUGAACUUGUUUGAUAUUUUCAUAGAGAUGGAGAAGAGGGUCAUCCUCGGGGAAAGAAAUUUGGACACCCUGAAAAGAAUCUGUGACCAAAUAAACAGGAGCCUGCUGAAGAAAAUCACAGAUUACGAAGAAUUAAGCCAAGGGGAGAAAUCCCUGAGGGUACCGCCAAUGUCGGACUCUCCAAGAGAACAGAACUGUGAAUCAGAGACAUCGGAAAAAGUUUACCAAAUGGAAAGCAAACCUCGAGGAUAUUGUUUGAUCUUUAACAAUUAUGACUUUAGCAUAGCACGGAAGCAAGUGCCCAAACUUCACAGCAUUAAGGAUAGGAAUGGAACAGACUUGGAUGCAGAUGCUUUGUGUCAGACCUUUAGUGAGCUUCAUUUUGAGAUUGUGCCUUUCAGAGACUCUACAGCUAAGAAAAUCUGUGACGUUCUCAAAUCCUACCAAAGCAUGGACCACACUACCAGGGACUGCUUCAUCUGCUGCAUCCUCUCCCAUGGAGACAAGGGCAUCAUCUAUGGCUGUGAUGGACAGGAAGUCCCCAUCUAUGAGUUGACCUCUUACUUCACUGGUUCUAAGUGCCCUUCCCUUGCAGGCAAGCCCAAAAUCUUUUUUAUCCAGGCUUGUCAAGGGGAUAACUACCAGAAAGGGAUAGCUGUUGAGACCGACUCUGAACAGAAUGAAGCCUGUUAUGAAUUGGACUCCUGUCAGAAGAGAUAUAUCCCAGACGAUGCUGACUUUCUGCUGGGGAUGGCCACUGUGAAUAAUUGUGUUUCCUACCGAAACCCCAUGGAGGGAACAUGGUAUAUCCAGACGCUUUGCCAGAGCCUGAGAAAAAGAUGUCCUAGGGGAGAAGAUAUUCUCACCAUCCUUACUGAAGUGAAUUUUGAAGUGAGCAAUAAGGAUGACAGGAGAAACAUGGGCAAACAAAUGCCACAACUGACCUUCACACUGAGGAAAAAACUCAUUUUCCCUUGUGACUGAUACUUUAACUGCAUAACACUAUGCUUAAUUUAAUUUUGAUUAAAGUGCUGCUAUGCUUUUC